Rhododendron vialii is the source of this 859-nucleotide messenger RNA. Its product is annotated as 2-hydroxy-palmitic acid dioxygenase mpo1-like. Gene Ontology annotation, biological process: sphingoid catabolic process. The transcript is spliced from 4 exons. The coding region runs from base 108 to 710 and encodes 200 amino acids. The record is from RefSeq and is a predicted model, not a curated record. NCBI's taxonomy places the organism in Eukaryota, Viridiplantae, Streptophyta, Magnoliopsida, Ericales, Ericaceae. Gene Ontology annotation, cellular component: endoplasmic reticulum.
GUUUUAGGUACAGUAUUUUCUAACCUUGAUAACCCCAACAAUCAAUCCCUUUGCUUAUCCUCAGUCCUCACUUUCCACCCCCAAAUUCCCGAGAAAACUCCUCCCAAAUGGGAAGAAGAAAGAUGGAGUUAUUCGAUCUCGAGAAACACUUCGCCUUCCACGGCGCAUACCACAGCAACCCAGUGAACAGCCUCAUACACAUGUUGUUCGUUUGGCCAAUCUUCUUCACGACUCUCAUUCUCCUCUAUUUCACACCUGCUUUCUUCUUUGAAUCCCCAUUUGAUCAGUUUCCUCUCGGCCUCGUUCCCAAUUAUGGGUUUCUCGUCUCUUUGAUCUAUGCUUCGGUUUACGCCUUCAUGGAUAAGAAAGCUGGUCCUCUGGCUGCGAUUCUCUGCUUGGCCUGUUGGGUCUCUGCUAGUCUUGUUGCCAAACAUCUUGGCUUUCCUCUGGCUUUGAAGGUGGUUGUGGCAGCUCAGUUGUUCUGUUGGACCGGCCAGUUCAUAGGCCAUGGUGUAUUUGAGAAACGAGUGGCGGCUCUGCCGGAGAACCUAACCCAAACUUUUCUGAUGGAACCAUUCUAUGUAUUACUUGAAGCUCUUCAACUGGUUUUCGGCUACGAACCAUAUCCAGGGUUUGAUGCAACUGUGAAAGCUAAGAGAGAUGCCGAAAUCAAAAAAUUGCAGGAGAAGAAAGAGAAGAAAAUUUGGUAACAUCGAGAACAUAAAUCAGCUUGUAAAACUUGGCAAACAAUUUAUGAAUCUUGUCUCUUCAAUCUAGGGUUAUUCCCAUUUGAAAAUAAAUCGAGAAGAAAUCAGUAUGUACAUCGAAAGUACAUUCGUAAAAUGGUUUUUACAUCUCU